This is a messenger RNA of Argiope bruennichi, 849 nucleotides long. Its product is annotated as astacin-like metalloprotease toxin 5. The record is from RefSeq and is a predicted model, not a curated record. NCBI's taxonomy places the organism in Eukaryota, Metazoa, Arthropoda, Arachnida, Araneae, Araneidae. Gene Ontology annotation, biological process: proteolysis. Bases 51 to 770 code for a protein of 239 amino acids. The transcript is spliced from 6 exons. Gene Ontology annotation, molecular function: metalloendopeptidase activity; zinc ion binding.
GCCAUAACUAUCUUAAGUAAAAAUGUUUUAAUUUGCGUCCGGACUUCGCCAUGAAGAAAACAUUAAUAAUAAUGUCCGUUAUUAUGGUGACGUCAUGGGCAAGAAGAGUGCGAAAAAGAGAUCCCAUGAUGAAUCUUGGAUUGUUCGAAGGAGAUAUGCUGAAUACAAAAACUUUAAACGACCGGAGUGCUGUGCCCCUGGACAGUCAAAGAUGGCCAGGAGCCGAAAUACCAUACGUCAUCGACAAGUUCUUCACUCCAAUAAUGACGGACGCUUUGAAAGUCGGUAUGAAACACAUUUCUUCCAAAACCUGCAUCAAGUUUGUGCCCCGAACGAAUGAAAGAGACUAUAUAAGAGUUUUCUUUGGGGAUGGGUGCUAUGCUCACUGGGGUCGGAUCGGCGGAGAGCAGUCGGUGUCUCUGGGUCUGGGCUGCCACGAUAUAGGAACCGUCGUUCACGAACUUCUGCACGCCGUCGGAUUUGAGCACGAACACAAUAGGUCGGACAGAGAUGACUAUUUAACCGUGCACUGGGAAAAUAUUGACGUCGGUUUUGAAGAUUCCUUCGAGCCCCUGAUGCCCCACGAAGAGCGCCUCAUCACAGAUUUCGACUUUGAGUCAGUGAUGUUGUAUGGUAGUCAUGCAUUCAGCAAGGAUCCAGACCUCAAGACGAUGGAAGCCUUGGACGGAAGACACAUGCCAGAAGUCUAUCACAAGAAGGGACUAUCAGAAGACGACAUUCAGAGAGUGAACAUAUUGUAUGACUGCUGAAUGCUCCCGUGUUAGAAAAUUAAAAUGGCGCUUUGGUCGAAAAACUGAAAAGUUAAAUAAAUUAAGCAAAGCACUGUUU